This is a messenger RNA of Gracilinanus agilis (Agile Gracile Mouse Opossum), 1059 nucleotides long. Its product is annotated as UPF0462 protein C4orf33-like. NCBI's taxonomy places the organism in Eukaryota, Metazoa, Chordata, Mammalia, Didelphimorphia, Didelphidae. Bases 61 to 675 code for a protein of 204 amino acids. The transcript has 6 exons. The record is from RefSeq and is a predicted model, not a curated record.
GCAGCCUCUCCAGAAGGAAGCAGGAAACUGGACUGCAAAGAACUUCCAGCUGUGCUUUCAAUGGAUUUUAAAAUUGAACACACUUGGGAUGGUUUGCCAAUACGCCAUGAGCCUGUGUGGAUCCGGCUGAGUCCAGGUGAUGGAGGAUUGAUGAUGGAAGUGAAGGCUCCAUUUUUUAAUGAUCCUUCAGCCCCACCUGGAGAAGCAGGAAAACCUUUUGAAGGACUGUGGGAUUAUGAAGUGGUGGAGGCAUUUUUCUUGAAUGACAGAACCAAGCAAUAUUUGGAAGUUGAGCUUUGUCCCCAUGGGCAACAUUUGGUGAUCCUUCUAUCUGGAAGAAGACAUUCAUGGAAACAAGAGCUUCCUUUACCAUUUGAGGUAUCCAGAAGUGAGACCAAAUGGGAAGGUAAAGCUCUUCUUCCUUGGAGUUAUUUUCCUCCUGGUGUAGAGAAAUUUAAUUCUUAUGCGAUUCAUGGAUCAAAAGCUGGAAGAACUUAUGAAGCACUUUACCCCAUACCACAAGAUGAAAUACAAAAAGGACAGGAGCCUGAUUUUCAUCGCCUAGAAUACUUCAAGUCUUUUAGUUUGAAUACGAUUUUUGGAAAGGACUGGAAACAGCCCGAAUCAGACCUUUGGAUGUCACAGAAGUCUAUUGCAAAGGAAGAGAGUAAAUAAUCUCACAUCUGUUGUCUGCCUUUUCGAGAAAUCCACAAAUUAUAAAGUGUAACCUUUCAAAGGAAAUUGUGAACAUUUUAAUGAUAAAUAUUUGCAAAGAUGAUUUUCAAAAGUAAAAUUUUCAAGAGCUACAUUGCAAAUAAUGCUUAAGAUGGUAAAAUAUUUGUGAAUGGUCUUAUCUCUACCAGUAAAUCAUUUCCUGGAGGGUAAUAUCCAAAAAUCAUUAUGUUGGUGACCUUAGUCAGCAACGUCGGUACCUCUUCUCUAAGCAUUUCUAGCAUACCUGCCUCCAUAAACUCUGGGUCAGCCCAGGACCCCAUUGCUCAGUCUUUUCCCACCAAUUUGAGUACUAUUCCCACCUUUUAAUUCAAAUUCAAUUCAACA